AUGAGUGAAGAUCAAGACCCUCUUUUGGCCGGUUUGCAGGGCGAGGAUGGUCGUGACCAAAGCCAGGGAACCAAUGGUGAUUCAAGCACUUCGCAACCCGAGCAGCGUCAGCCAACUCCAGCAGAACAAGAGAGACAUAAAGUACUUACCAACUUCAGAGAGAAGUUGAUCGAGCAUCGAAAAUGGGAUGCACGUCUUAAAGAGUUGAGAAUGAGUAUGCGAGAUUUGGAGAAGACGUAUGACAAGACAGAAAAUGAUAUCAAGGCAUUGCAAUCGGUCGGUCAGAUUGUAGGUGAGGUCUUGAAGCAGUUGACUGACGAGACUUUCAUCGUGAAGGCUUCUAGCGGGCCCCGUUACAUUGUGGGAUGUCGUAACACGAUUAAGAAGGAGAAUUUAAAGAAUGGUGUCAGAGUCUCUUUGGAUAUGACGACGUUAACUAUAAUGCGUAUCUUGCCAAGAGAGGUUGACCCAUUGGUCUACAAUAUGACUACUUUCGAGCCGGGCGAAAUCUCGUUCAAUGGUAUCGGAGGCCUUACAGAGCAGAUUCGUGAAUUGAGAGAGGUGAUCGAGUUGCCUUUGAAAAAUCCGGAGUUGUUCACUCGUGUAGGCAUCAAGCCGCCUAAAGGUGUACUUUUAUACGGACCUCCAGGUACUGGUAAAACGCUAUUAGCCAAAGCUGUUGCAGCUACAAUCGGAGCCAACUUCAUUUUCUCGCCAGCGUCUGCGAUUGUUGACAAAUACAUCGGUGAAUCUGCGCGGUUGAUCAGAGAGAUGUUCUCGUACGCCAAAGAGCACGAGCCAUGUAUCAUCUUCAUGGAUGAGAUUGAUGCCAUUGGUGGAAGAAGAUUUAGUGAGGGUACCUCUGCCGAUCGUGAGAUUCAGAGAACCUUGAUGGAGUUAUUGAAUCAAAUGGAUGGUUUUGACACUUUAGGGCAAACAAAGGUCAUUAUGGCAACCAACAGACCUGACACAUUGGAUCCUGCAUUACUAAGAGCCGGAAGAUUGGACAGAAAGAUUGAGAUUGGGUUGCCUAAUGAAGCUGGCAGAUUGGAGAUCUUCAAGAUUCACACCGCUAAGGUCGCUAAACAAGGUGAGUUCGACUUCGAGGCCGCCGUCAAGAUGACGGACGGUUUCAACGGUGCUGAUAUUCGAAACGUCGUUACUGAAGCGGGUUUUUUUGCCAUCAGAGAUGAGAGGGACUACAUCGUACAAAACGACUUGAUGAAGGCCGUUAGAAAAGUUGCUGACGUCAAGAAACUAGAGGGCAACUUGGAUUACGAAAAGUUAUAG
Candidozyma auris is the source of this 1290-nucleotide messenger RNA. RefSeq names its product proteasome regulatory particle base subunit RPT4 (gene RPT4). Lineage: Eukaryota; Fungi; Ascomycota; Pichiomycetes; Serinales; Metschnikowiaceae. The coding region runs from base 1 to 1290 and encodes 429 amino acids. Gene Ontology annotation, biological process: positive regulation of RNA polymerase II transcription preinitiation complex assembly. Gene Ontology annotation, molecular function: ATP hydrolysis activity; proteasome-activating activity; ATP binding. Gene Ontology annotation, cellular component: cytosolic proteasome complex; proteasome regulatory particle, base subcomplex. The record is from RefSeq and is a predicted model, not a curated record. The transcript has a single exon.